AUGGCUUCCAAAAUGGCUAUCUAUCAAAACAAGGAACAGGAAAAUGUGAUCAAUACUGAGAGCAUAGACAUUUUGAAGGAAACUAUUGCUGUCUCUGCAGUGGAGUCAUCAGUUGAAGUGGAUUUGAAAAAUGCUGUUACAGUAGUCUCUAAACCAGUGCAAAAAUUUACAGGAUAUACCUGUCAUGUAUGUGAAAUUCUUUUUCGCCAUGAAUCAUCUUUACAAAGGCAUAACUUGUCAUGUCAUACAGUCAAUGAGGAAAGGACUGCACAAGUUUGUUCUUCUGAUAAUUGUUUUGAGGAACCAAUAAUAGAGACAAAUGAACUGGAUGUAGAGAACCUUUGUGCAUUGGCCAUAAUGGGUCAUUUCCAUCAAUCUUCUGACCAGUACUUUAGACAUGCAGCUGCUGGCUCUCAAUGUACAAGCAAUAGUCUAAUGGCUAUAGUUGCUUCUCAUGUGAAAUCAGUUGACAACUGGAACUCUGGAUUUAUUGAUGAAGUUCUUCUUGAAGGUGAUAAACUUCACCUUAGUGUUCUCAAGAAGAAAAACUGGCCAUUUGGCAGAAAAGAAUCAAGGAUAGACAUUGAUGAAAUCCCUGAAAAAAUAAGUUGUCAAAUUGAUGGAUGUAAAAUAGAGGCUAGUGUUGGAGUUUUGCAAGAAGCAACCUUUGCUCUCUCUACAGAAAUUGAUAGCACUGUUAGAACAGCUCUGGAAAGAAUGCCAAAUCGAAGUUUCAUUCUUAGAAUGUUUGGAUCAUGCACAGCAAUCAUCAAGAGGGAAAAUCAACAAUAUUGUAUAUUUGAUCCUCAUUCUAGAAACCCUUUUGGUUUCAUUGAUCCCAAUGGCUUUGCUGGUCUGUUUUAUUUUGACACUCUGUUAGAUAUGAUAAGAUAUCUUAAGAGUAAUGUUGGAGAAAGAGCAGAGCAGAUAGACUUAUUUCCUGUUUUUGUCAACUUGUUGAAUUCAGAUGCAUUUGAAUUUGAACCAAGUCCAUCAAAACCUGAACAUGGAAAUGCCCGUGAGUUACCCAUGCAGGAAAAUUUUCAGGAUUUAUUGACAAACACAAAGAAAAACAAAGGGAAAUCAAGACCAAAAAGACCAUGUCCAUUUUGUGGUCAAGUGAAAGGCAGACUAACAGAACAUAUCAAGUCAAAACACAAAACAGAAGAAAAAGUGAAGCAUGCCCUAACGCUUCCCAAAGAUCUCAGGGACAGAGCCUUUGACACAAUGAAAAAAGAGGGCAUUUUUAUGGCAAACAACCAGUUGCUUAAGUCUCGUGAUGUGGACAUGACCAACCUUAUCCGAGAAAGAAACCAAGGAAAGAAGAGUUUGAAGGUUUGUUCAACAUGCAAAGGGUUUUUCAGUACAUCACAGAUUUAUAAACAUAUAAGGAAAUGUCUUGGAGCUGAAGGAUCUACCAAUACACCUGUAUCAUUGUCUACAAGAAGCUUAGUGGAUGAUUCGGAGUUCACCACAGAUUUUAAGGAAGAGGUUUUGGAAAGUUUCAGGGAUUCUGACUAUGGAGAUUUGAUACGAAAUGAUAAUUGGAUCAAACACUACGGUUACUUUCUUUAUGAAAACAUGCAGGGAAGCUGUAAAAAGUUUGAAAAAAGGCUGUCAUUAAAUUCAAAGCUGAGACGAUUGGCUCAUUUGUUUUUAGAAUUUAAAAGUGUUAUGGCAGAUAGAAAACAGAAAGUUGUAGAAAGUUGCAGUGAGAUGUUUAAUAUAGAUUACUAUGAGGAAUUGAAGCAAGCUAUUGGAAACAUGACAAGAGACAAAGAAAGCAACAAAAUUAAGAAUGGUCUAAAGCUAACAUUGAAGUACCUGGUGAAAGAUGUGUGUGAUGCUAUGCAUGUAUACUAUCUGAAAAGAAAGGAAAAUCAAAAAGCAGCUGAUCUUGGAAACUAUAUGGUAGUCCUCAGCAAAUCAUGGUCAUCCUUCUUCAAGAAUGCAGAAGAAUCUAUAAUUACCAAAAGACUUACCGAACUAAGGGCACCCGUCAAGCUUCCCAGUAAAUCUGACAUUGUGAAACUUCGAGACCACACAAAGAAAACUAUCCAGGAUCUGACAGGAGAUGGGUAUUGCUUGCUAGAAAAUGCAGACUUCUGUCAGUUAAGAGAUGCUCUUGUAUCAAGACUAACUCUAUUCAAUGCAAGAAGAGGGGGAGAACCAACACGUGACCGUGACUUAUUUUAUAAGCACAUGGGACAUUCUGAGACAAUUAAUGAAAAUAUCUAUCAAUGCCCCCCUGCAGUGAGAGAAAUUACACAUGUUGGAAGAGUUCUUGGUCAAAUGGAUGCCAUGAAUGAAGACGAAGCUGAUUUGCCAAAUAGAGAUAUUGACUCUGGUGUCAAUGAUGAAGAAAUUGAUGCAAUAGAAGAAUUUCUUGGUCUGAUGGCAGAGGAAGUUUCAACUUUUCAGUUACUUGAUCUUAGCAAGAAAGUAGAAGAAAAGGAAGUCACGGUUGAUGUAAAAAAAUUGACAUCAAAGAAGGCACUACUUCUUGACAAAAAUCUCCAAAAAAAGGCAAAGCAGUACUUUACUUCAAGUGCUUGGCUUGCAGUCAAAAAUACUUUGAAAAUGCUAGAAGGAUUGAAGCGAAAAGCAGAAUAUGCUUCUGGUCAAGGAGUGAGUACUGAAACACCAGAAGAAAUGAGAGUUGAAACACCAGAAGAAGUGAGAGACGAAAUACCAGAAGAAUUUUUAGCACCACCUAGGAAAAAAACAUAUGAAGAGCAUAGUUCAGAUUUUCAUGAAGAAAGUCUGAAUGGUUCAGAAUAUUUGGAACCUAGUUCUUCACCUCAAGAUAGUGAAGAUGAAAAUAUAUUUGAAGGUGAAGAAAUUACUAAAGAAGAAAGAAACGCACUUAAGGGUUCAAUCAAGAAAGUCAAACGUCUCAGACAUGUAUGGUCCUCGGAAGAAGAUAAAGCGGUUUACUCCUUCUUCCAAAUGGAAAUAGAGGAUUCACCUGGUACUGGAAACGAAGGAACCUUGAGAGUUGGAAAGAAAAUACAAGAUUUUCUUAGAAAAUAUCCAGAGGUUCUGAAAGAUUAUCAAAAGAGGGAAAGAGUUCAUAAAAUCAGAACUAAGAUCAUUAAUCUGAGAAGGCAAAAGAGGGAAGAAAUGAAACAAAAAUGGCAGCGUCUCUUAUCUGAUGAUGAGGAAAAAGAAGAAGGAAGAAAGAGAAGGAAAAAGAUAUGGAAAAAUUAA
This is a messenger RNA of Magallana angulata, 3210 nucleotides long. RefSeq lists its product as uncharacterized. The transcript is spliced from 14 exons. The coding region runs from base 1 to 3210 and encodes 1069 amino acids. Lineage: Eukaryota; Metazoa; Mollusca; Bivalvia; Ostreida; Ostreidae. The record is from RefSeq and is a predicted model, not a curated record.